Neurospora tetrasperma FGSC 2508 is the source of this 291-nucleotide messenger RNA. RefSeq lists its product as uncharacterized. The record is from RefSeq and is a predicted model, not a curated record. Bases 1 to 291 code for a protein of 96 amino acids. NCBI's taxonomy places the organism in Eukaryota, Fungi, Ascomycota, Sordariomycetes, Sordariales, Sordariaceae. The transcript has 2 exons.
AUGGUCCAGCAACUGGUUACCCGUGAGCGCUGGUCAAGAUUCGUUGUCGUUCUCGGUAUAGCAAAGGCUGGCAUGUACGAGGCCAAGCUGAAGAAGCAUGAAGGCGCCCUCGAAGGCCGUUUCAGGCCCGCUAGGAGCACGAGUAUCAUAACUAUCGUCCGCCGGAGGUAUCAUGACAUCAGAGAUAUGAGCAACAGACACCGGCCGAUGAUCCCCUGGUCCAGCGGCUCCGAUGAUUCCACACCGACCUUGCAGCAGCAGCAGCAGCAACAGCAGCAGCAGAGCAGAUAG